Sclerotinia sclerotiorum 1980 UF-70 is the source of this 165-nucleotide messenger RNA. RefSeq lists its product with no specific name. The record is from RefSeq and is a predicted model, not a curated record. The transcript is spliced from 3 exons. NCBI's taxonomy places the organism in Eukaryota, Fungi, Ascomycota, Leotiomycetes, Helotiales, Sclerotiniaceae. Bases 1 to 165 code for a protein of 54 amino acids.
AUGGAGCUUGUAACUCUGCUAAAUGGAUACUCACCAUUUGGAAAAGAACUCGCAUUCAACGAUAAAUUUAUAUCCUCCGCAUUGACAUAUGUCGAGCAAACACUCAUCAACGCCGAAAUCGUAAAACUAAUGCCUCGUAUUUCUACGUCCUCGGUGGGAUCCUAA